ACAGUGGGAAAAUAACGGGUCGUAGCAAUUCAUGCUCAGUACCUCUUUUUGUGUUCGAAAUGAUUAUAAAAUGCUCCAUUCUCGCGUUUUACGUUGAACGCCAACUUCUAAUAAAGAAGGGCAUGUGAAUUCCCUGUGUACACCGUUAGAUUUCUCUGCCCUUCUAUAAAUUUUAUUUAUUGGACUUGCAUCGAUAGGGCACCUGCCUGACCACUUGCAUUUUUUAGGCUUAAUUUUUUUUAAUCGUUGGAGGUGCAAAGUGCUAUGGCGAGUUAAACUUGCUUAGCGAGACAUGGAUAGGAUUUUUGUGGGCCAACGUUUAUGAACCUCCUUUCUAGUCGGAACGGUCAAGGUGAACCACAUUGUUGCAAGAUUUGACUCAUUGAAUUUUCCGUUGAUCACUUAAAAUGCGUGCUCAUUUGGUUUUACGCGUAAAACCUAUACGAGAUACAAUGCAGUUGCCAUUCGUUUGUUAGCUUGUCGGCGUAAGGCCGCGAUAAAAAACAGUGUUGCGCGUUGCGGUGUAGUGCGGUCAGCACUACAGUCGGUGUAGUGUCGAGCGAAAUUUAUUGUUUCGUUACGGUUAAUGUAGUGCUUGUGCACCUGUGUUUCUUAAAUUAAUCGUUGCGAAAGGGUGAUGGAUCGAUUCGAAUCUUUCCAAAUGGGGCGUGCAAUAUUCGGGUUGGGUGAUUACUUGAUUUUUGUCUUUACAUUGUUUAUUUCAAUGGUGAUUGGCAUGUAUUAUGCAUGGCGAGGCGUAAGCAAUUCGACAUACGAAUAUCUUAUGGGCAAAAAAACGAUGGGCAUCUUUCCCAUUGCCAUGUCAUUAGCUGCAAGCUCACUAUCGGCGUCAACGUUAUUUAGCGUACCGACAGACGUAUACCUUACUGGAUCAAUGUACUGGUGGAUAAUUAUUGCCGUCGGUCUUUCCAUUCCCGUAUCCCUUUACAUCUAUUUCCCCAUUUAUCACCAGCUUCAACUUGUUUCGAUCCAUCAAUAUCUUGAAAUGCGCUUCAAUCAUACCAUACGCAGACUGGCUGCGCUGCUUUACGUGAUCAAAGUGAUUUUUUAUUUGACUGUCAUGGUAAGUGGACCAGCAAUUGCUUUAAAAAGAGUGACUGGACUCCAAGAGCACGUCUCGAUGAGUAUCAUGUUCGCCGUGUGCAUCUUCUAUACAGCUAUCGGUGGAAUCAAAGCCGUUGUUUGGACUAGCACCGUACAGCUAUGUCUGAUGUACGGAUCAAUAAUCAUUGUGCUCAUCAAAGGAAUUGUACACGUUGAUGGACUAGAAAACGUCUUUUUGCGCAAUUUCAACUCGUCACGCAUUGAAUUUUUAAACAUCGAUUUUGAUCCUACAACCCGUCACACAGUCUGGUCUUUAACAAUCGGAGGCUUUUUUCUGUUCACCGCGAUGUACGCCACGGACCAGGUGUUUAUUCAACGCUGCUUAGCUUUGCCAACGAUGCGAAAAGCCGUAAUAUCGCAUUGGAUCAACUUUUUAAUGCUGGCAUGCAUGACAUCCCUCUGUUGCUUAACAGGCCUUGUAAAUUAUGCUUUUUACUUCGACUGUGAUCCUCUUAAGGCUAAUAUAGUUAAACAUUCAGAUGAGAUCUUCCCUUUGUUUGUUAUUCAAACUAUUGGAAACUUUCCCGGCUUACCAGGAAUCUUCGCCGCAGGAAUUUUCGGUGGAGUUACUAGUAUUCUCUCCAGUAACUUAAACUCUCUAUCGCUGGUUAUACUAGAGGACCUCAUACGACCUUUUUUCCCGCUCAUGCGGGAUAGUAAAGCAUCGUUAGUCACCAAAGUGACUGUAAUUAUCUUUGGCUGCGUCAUUUUUGGCAUGGCUUUAUUUACUUCAAAACUUCAGAUCUCCCUGGAUUCUUCUCUGAGUUUGGUCAGCGCCAUGGCAGGAAUAAUCCUUGGAGUUUUCAGCUUGGGUAUGUUUGUUCCAUGGGCGAAUGCGACUGGAGCUGGAACGGCUAUAGCCCUAUCAUUUGCGACUAUGAUGACGCUGGGAAUAAGCACGCACAUUGCCAAAUCAGGCGGUCUUAUCAUGGACUAUCAAAUAAAAUCUCUUAACGCAGAUGGUUGCCACUCGCCAAAUUCAACCAUUGUGAAUUCGUCGACAGUUCAUUUUUUGAUACAAGAAGAGGAUGUGAAUGCACUUUUACGGAUUUCCUAUUUGUGGUACACGGUGAUGAGCGUAUCAAUCGUUUUGAUCGUGGGAACUAUCGUGAGCUUUUUGGCUGGGUCGCAAGACCCUGCCCAAUUGAAUCCUAAGCUGCUUUGCAGUACACUUCAACGUCGUCACUCCAAUAAAGCUACGUCACAACCAAAUAUCGCAACUGUACAUCCUACGGCGAGUGUUGGACAAAGAACCAGAACAUUGCUGUGGGAACUACCAAGAAGAUUGUCCCCAAUAAUAGAAGUUCAUUUUCCUAAUAACUGACAGCAUUUUACCAAUCGUUUAAUAGGGAAGCUAGUGAUAUGAUACCUCCCAUUGAAGCUUUCUGAAAAUCUGGAUAUCUGCGCCAAAAUCGUAUUACCGGGUACAUUUUUCAAAUUGGAUAGUGUGCGAAUUGACUUUUCUUAACGUGACUCUCCUGACGACGAAAAAUAAAUAGACUGAUGAAGAAUGA
Messenger RNA from Daphnia magna, 2639 nucleotides. RefSeq names its product sodium-coupled monocarboxylate transporter 1. Gene Ontology annotation, molecular function: symporter activity. The transcript is spliced from 16 exons. Lineage: Eukaryota; Metazoa; Arthropoda; Branchiopoda; Diplostraca; Daphniidae. Gene Ontology annotation, biological process: sodium ion transport; transmembrane transport. Gene Ontology annotation, cellular component: membrane. The record is from RefSeq and is a predicted model, not a curated record. The coding region runs from base 638 to 2449 and encodes 603 amino acids.